GUCCCCCCCACCCCAGCUGAAUAGGCUGCGUUCUCUUGGAACGCGCCGCAGAACGAGGUUCUGGUGACCCUAGCCGCGUUCCCUCCUUAGUCCUUUCGCCUACCCACCCGCGUACCCGACAGACCCACCCCGUCCUGUGCCAGGAAAGCGCUGCCACCGGCACCAUGCCCCACCCAUACCCAGCACUGACCCCGGAGCAGAAGAAGGAGCUGGCUGACAUCGCUCACCGAAUUGUAGCUCCGGGCAAGGGCAUCCUGGCUGCAGACGAGUCCACUGGAAGCAUUGCCAAGCGCCUGCAGUCCAUUGGCACCGAGAACACCGAGGAGAACAGGCGCUUCUACCGCCAACUGCUGCUGACUGCCGAUGACCGUGUGAAUCCCUGCAUUGGAGGGGUGAUCCUUUUCCACGAGACACUGUACCAGAAGGCAGAUGAUGGCCGUCCCUUCCCCCAAGUUAUCAAGUCCAAGGGUGGUGUUGUGGGCAUUAAGGUAGAUAAGGGUGUAGUGCCCCUGGCUGGAACCAAUGGCGAGACCACUACUCAAGGGCUGGACGGGCUGUCUGAGCGCUGUGCCCAGUAUAAGAAGGAUGGAGCCGACUUUGCCAAGUGGCGCUGUGUGCUAAAGAUUGGGGAGCAUACUCCCUCGUCCCUCGCCAUCAUGGAAAAUGCCAAUGUUCUGGCCCGUUACGCCAGCAUCUGCCAGCAGAAUGGCAUUGUACCCAUUGUGGAGCCUGAAAUUCUCCCUGAUGGGGACCAUGACUUGAAGCGCUGCCAGUAUGUAACUGAGAAGGUACUGGCAGCUGUCUACAAGGCUCUGAGUGACCACCAUGUCUAUCUGGAAGGCACACUGCUGAAGCCCAACAUGGUCACCCCUGGCCAUGCUUGCACCCAGAAAUUUUCCAAUGAGGAAAUUGCCAUGGCAACCGUCACAGCACUUCGUCGAACAGUGCCCCCUGCCGUCCCUGGGGUCACUUUCCUGUCUGGAGGGCAGAGUGAGGAAGAGGCAUCCAUCAACCUCAAUGCUAUCAACAAGUGUCCCCUGCUGAAGCCAUGGGCCUUGACUUUCUCCUAUGGCCGAGCCCUGCAGGCCUCUGCUCUAAAGGCUUGGGGUGGGAAGAAGGAGAACCUGAAGGCAGCCCAGGAGGAGUACAUCAAGCGAGCCCUGGCCAACAGCCUCGCUUGUCAAGGAAAGUACACUCCAAGUGGCCAGUCUGGAGCCGCAGCCAGUGAAUCUCUCUUCAUCUCUAACCAUGCCUACUAACCAGAGCUGAUCUAAGGCUGCUCCAUCGACACUCCAGGCCCCUGCCUACCCACUUGCUAUUGAAGAGGGGCCUUCAGGCUCUUUCCCAUCACUCUUGCUGCCCUCGUGUGUGCAGUGUUGUCUGUGAAUGCUAAAUCUGCCAUCCCUUCCAGCCCACUGCCAAUAAACAGCUAUUUAAGGGGG
Molecule: messenger RNA, 1442 nt
Organism: Rattus norvegicus (Norway rat)
Lineage: Eukaryota; Metazoa; Chordata; Mammalia; Rodentia; Muridae
Gene: Aldoa
Product: aldolase, fructose-bisphosphate A
Exons: 9
Coding region: 165-1259 (364 amino acids)
Biological process (GO): glycolytic process
Cellular component (GO): M band; I band
Molecular function (GO): fructose-bisphosphate aldolase activity
Source: RefSeq, marked validated